Molecule: messenger RNA, 747 nt
Organism: Lachancea dasiensis
Lineage: Eukaryota; Fungi; Ascomycota; Saccharomycetes; Saccharomycetales; Saccharomycetaceae
Source: the annotation of a GenBank genome assembly
AUGGCUAGAACUUUUUUCGUCGGUGGUAACUUCAAGUUGAACGGUACCAAGCAAUCCAUCAAGGAAAUCGUGGACAGAAUUAACGAGGCAUCGCUAGCUAACGAUGUGGAAGUCGUCCUAUGCCCUCCAGCCCCAUACCUGGACUACGCUGCCGGUUUGGUGGCCAAGUCCCAGGUGACCGUAGGUGCCCAGAACGCCUACGUCAAGGGCGCCGGUGCUUACACUGGUGAAAACUCUGUUGAACAAAUCAAGGACGUUGGCGCCAAGUGGGUUAUCUUGGGUCACUCUGAGAGAAGAACCUUGUUCGGCGAAGACGACAAGUUGGUUGCGGAAAAGACCAAGUUUGCCUUGGACCAAGGUCUGGGUGUCAUUCUUUGUAUUGGUGAGACCUUGGAGGAAAAGAAGGCCGGCACCACUUUGAAGGUCGUUGAGACCCAGUUGACGGCUGUCAUUGACCAAGUCAAGGACUGGAGCAACGUUGUUGUCGCUUACGAACCCGUGUGGGCCAUCGGUACCGGUUUGGCUGCCACUCCAGAAGACGCCCAGGAUAUCCACGCACACAUCAGAGAAUUCUUGUCCGCCAAGUUGGGCGCCGACGUUGCCGAGAAGACCAGAAUCUUGUACGGUGGUUCUGCCAACGGUAAGAAUGCUGUCACUUUCAAGGACAAGAAGGACGUUGACGGUUUCCUAGUCGGUGGCGCUUCUUUGAAGCCAGAAUUCGUUGACAUUGUGAACUCCAGAAACUAA